GAUCCUGGGAUUGAGAUGCUGGCCUCUUCUGCCCCUCGGACCUGCUUGAUCCAUCCUGGUGCCCUGUGUCUGGUCGGAGUUUUAUCGCACCACUCCUGUGAAGGACAGCCCCAUGAGGACAGUUGAGGGUUAUACCUGUUAAAACUGUUAAUAUUAUAAUCAGGCUGUCUGUUGUUGCCCAAAUGAGGAUGGGUUCCCUUUUGAGUCUGGUUCCUCUCGAGGUUUCUUCCUCAUGUCGUCUGAGGGAGUUUUUCUUUGCCACCGUCACCACAGGCUUGCUCAUUGGGGAUAGAUUAGGGAUAAAAUUAGCUCAUGUUUUAAGUCGUUCAAAUUCUGUAAAGCUGCUUUGCGACAAUGUUUAUUGUUAAAAGCGCUAUACAAAUAAACUUGAUUUGAUAUUGUACAGCUUGGACCUCAAAACAACUCAUGCAUAUAGCCCUUAAAUAUGUCCACUUUUCAAAUUUGUAUAUUUUAAAUUCUUAUUUUUUAUUCUAUUUAUAUAACUAUUUUCAUCUUUUUUUUUAAAUUCUUCUAUCUUAACUGUUCAAGCACCAACCACCAAAGCAAAUUCAUUGUAUGUGAGAAUGUACCUGGCAAUAAACUUGAUUCUGAUUCUGAUUCUGAUUGGAAUUGGAGGGGGAAGCCUUGCAUUUGGUACUUCCGGAAUCCAGGAGCAAAAUGUGGAAGGUGAAUACCAGAAAAUUCAAAAUAAAGAUGACUUCUGAGUUGUCGAACAGCAGGCCGGCACCUCCAGUUGUUGAGGAUGAGGAUCUGCAAGGGACAAAGGUCAAAGAUCAUGGUUCAGGUCUGUUCAGCAUGUCCAACUUUGAUGCAGACUCCAUGGACACAGAGGGAGAAGAUGAGAGCGAGGCUGAUCCUGACUCUGAAACAGUGCAGGACAUUUCUCUCUCUAUCCAGGAUCCCAGUCCUGUCUCUGCCAACAGAGAGACAUCUUUCCCUCAGACUCCACCCAAAACUGAUGGAGACUUCCACAUACACACUGUACUAGACUGCGGUUCUGAGGUCAUGGUCUGUCAGUUCAGUAACGAUGGAACUCUACUUGCUGUUGGACUCACUGAUGGCUCCAUCAAGGUCUACAGCACUGAUGGAGGGGAACUGCUUCACACUCUGAGAGACCAAGAUAGCAUUGUCUCCUCUCUGCCUGUCACCAGCCUGUGCUUCACACACACCAGCCAAGAACACAGCAUCCUUUUGGCUACCUAUGCCAGUGGGUGCAUGAGGUGCUGGUACGUUUCGGGCCGGCAAUGUAUGUGGUGGCUGAAAGAAACAAGGCAUAAUGGAGAAAAUGAAGAAGGAAUGCAGAGGCAGGCCCUUUGUCUGUCCAUUUCUCCCUCAGGCAAGCAAGCAGUGACUGGUGGCUCUGAUGCAGCUAUCUGUCUGUACGAUCUCAACACGCACCAGAGAAUACAGAACCACACUGCCAGUUCGAUGAGGACGGUUAUGGAUGGCCACAGCUCACGCAUCUUUGCUGUGACGUUUCAUCCUGCGAGAGAGACAGAGUUCAUUUCAGGAGGCUGGGACAACACAAUUCAAUUCUGGGACACUAGACAGCACCAUGCAGUCAGAAUGCUCUAUGGUCCUCAUGUGUGUGGUGAGGCCCUUCACAUUAACCCAUCAACUAAUCAGAUUCUGUCUGGUUCCUGGAGGAAACACACCACUCUGGAGAUGUGGGAUUACAGUUCAGGUGGGAAAGUGACCAGUGUUCCCCCAGACCCAUACGGAGACAGCAUGAUGUACACAUGUAAAUGGUUGGGUCAAGAUCAUAUAAUAGCAGCUGGAGGUCAUACUAAUGCACUGAGGAUCUUCGAUUGCCACAGUCUAAUGGUGAAGUCACGGUUAUCUGACCUGCCCUCUGCCGUGUUCAGUUCUUCUAUUUGUCCAUCUGAAAGGUGGCCAGGGCUUAUAGCAGCCACCUCUGGAAGCCAAGUGUUCCUGGUAGUCAUGGAUCAGUGAGAAAAGAAAAAAGGCACUAUGCCUGCAUGAAUUUAGCAGAAGCAUGUUUUAAAACUUGUAUAGCAGUUAUAAAGUAGGUGUUUUUCCUUCACAAAACAGUGAAGGAAAAUUUAAAAAAAAAAUUUUUCGAUAAGUCAUUUUGCCAAACGUUAUUUUUAACACUGAUCAUUUAAAUUUGUCCAAAACUGUCAGUAUGGUAGUAUCAAUGAAUAUAAAAGUUCAGUCUAAGUUUAGACACAGUCUUUUCUUAUUUCUUCAGACCCUUUGUCCAUGGCCCACAGCAUGUCUGAUAUUGUCCUAUUGCCCACUUUUCUACCCACAGACUUCAGAAUGUUGAUGAUUUCAAUAAGACUGGCUAUUCACAUUGCUUUUAAAUCCUGCUCAGACAGUUAUUAUUCUUGAUUUUACCUGUGUGCAGUACUUUCUAACACACGUAGUUGGUUCUGAUUCCCAAAAUAUAAACAAUAAAAUAUAAAUUAAGAAUUAAAUGCUAAUACUGUAGACUGUAACAGUCAUACUAUUAAAGUUCAUCUAAAUUGUUCUUUCUAGAACUUCUGUUCACACUGCCUGAAGAUAAAAGUUAUUUUAUUUACAUUGUUAAUGAAUUCACUCGAGAUGAUUCACCUGAGAUGCUCAGGAGGUCACAGGAGAUUUUUAUGAGCCACUUCUUGUAUUUCCAUGCAUGUAAAAUAGAUUUAUUAAGAAGAUUGAGCACAUCUUUAAGCUAAUUAAA
Messenger RNA from Neoarius graeffei (lesser salmon catfish), 2707 nucleotides. Its product is annotated as WD repeat-containing protein 38-like. NCBI's taxonomy places the organism in Eukaryota, Metazoa, Chordata, Actinopteri, Siluriformes, Ariidae. The record is from RefSeq and is a predicted model, not a curated record. Gene Ontology annotation, molecular function: protein binding. The coding region runs from base 679 to 1974 and encodes 431 amino acids. The transcript is spliced from 11 exons.